This is a messenger RNA of Notothenia coriiceps (black rockcod), 948 nucleotides long. Its product is annotated as CTP synthase 1-like. Gene Ontology annotation, cellular component: cytoplasm; cytoophidium. Gene Ontology annotation, biological process: CTP biosynthetic process; pyrimidine nucleobase biosynthetic process. The record is from RefSeq and is a predicted model, not a curated record. The coding region runs from base 160 to 921 and encodes 253 amino acids. Gene Ontology annotation, molecular function: identical protein binding; CTP synthase activity. The transcript is spliced from 5 exons. NCBI's taxonomy places the organism in Eukaryota, Metazoa, Chordata, Actinopteri, Perciformes, Nototheniidae.
UGUGGCUGGAUUUAUUCACGCGAGUAUCCUGUGCGGGCGGUUACUCUCUGUUCCCUCUAUAACACAACGGAAUGAGGAAGUCCCCACCUGCUCGGCCCACACUGUGUAUUAAAUCAAAUACUCCUUAUGUACCAUGCGUGACGAUCUGUUUUGUGAAGGAUGAAAAAACUUCUAUCUUUUAACUUCAUUAGAUUAUUAUCAAACGGUGGUUUUAAGAGGUUUUCUCCGAUCUGCAGACACCAGAGUGGCACGAUGAAGUACAUCCUGGUUACUGGAGGAGUGAUCUCAGGCAUCGGUAAAGGCAUCAUAGCGAGCAGCGUGGGGACGAUCCUGAAGUCCUGCGGUCUGCAUGUGACCGCCAUCAAGAUCGACCCGUACAUCAACAUAGACGCCGGCACGUUUUCCCCCUAUGAGCACGGGGAGGUGUUCGUGCUGGACGACGGCGGCGAGGUGGAUCUGGAUCUGGGGAACUACGAGCGCUUCCUGGACAUCCGGCUGACCAAAGACAACAACCUGACCACCGGGAAGAUCUACCAGUCAGUCAUCAACAAGGAGAGGAGGGGGGACUACCUGGGCAAGACUGUGCAGGUGGUGCCACACAUCACAGAUGCCAUCCAGGAGUGGGUGGUGAAGCAGGCCAAGGUUGCCGUGGAAGAUGACGGGGUAGAACCUGAAGUCUGUGUAAUAGAGCUGGGCGGCACGGUGGGAGACAUCGAGAGCAUGCCGUUCAUCGAGGCCUUCAGGCAGUUCCAGUUCAAAGUGAAGAGAGACAACUUCUGCAACAUCCACGUCAGCCUCAUCCCUCAGGUGAGAGACAUGCUGUUUUACAGGUUUCUAUGUGAAGUGUGCACCUGCAAGUACCAACAACCAUUCAGCCUGGAGCACAGAGUGAGUCGGAUCAUGUUCAGGUACAAAGCAUAGCUGAGGAACUUUUUAUUUCUAAAUCUC